UUUUUGGUGUCUCAUGCGGUUAAGGAGAGUUUUGUCAGGAGAGAAAGACAUUACAUGUUGCUGCUGCUGCUGCAUGGAUCACAAGCAUUAGGUCCUUCGUGCAAUUGUUUGCAGGGGAUUUGAAGGACUUAACUGGGAGUAACAAGUGCAUACAGAAGAUAUUGUUGGUGUACUUAUGGCCUACAACAUGGGCACUAUGUAGGAAGUAAAGUGAAAUCUAAAAGACCAAGAUGAAAAUUAGUUCUGCUGCUUUCAUUGUUGAAGUGAUCUUUGGAGCACCUUGCUCUUGGCGUCGUCUGUUUUCCUGCACAUGAACUAGAACCAGAGUGUUCAACAACAGCCGGAAGCCGUUUACUGUGUUUAACCGAGAAUACUGAGGGAGAUCCAAAAGGCUUGGAUGCAUUUGUCAAUGGAUACCCUGGGGAUAGUGGACGAUAGUGGACAUGGAAUAGUGGACAACUAUGACAUGGGGAAAGGUGCCGGGUCGAGCGCUGGAGGUCGGGUCCACAGCAUCGAUGUCAUUCUGGGAUUCACUAAAGACCAGGAGACUUUGCUCCAUUCGGUGGGAGGCGGGGACAGUCCGAAAGAGUCGAGAGCAAACGCACAAGAUCCUGAAAAGCAGGUCCAAACACACCCAUACGGGCAUCUACCAGAACUGGGUGACCGCUCCCAACAUGCUGACUACCACGAGUCAGACCUUUUCUCCAACGAUAAGUGUGAUGAAGAAAUAGGCCACCUGCACAAGGAGGUGGACGUUGCUGAAGACUCUCCAGAUGGAAGUAAAGAGGAAGAGCACACUAAGAAGAAGCACAGAAGAAAUCGUACCACCUUCACUACUUACCAGCUUCAUGAGCUGGAGCGAGCCUUCGAAAAGUCCCACUACCCGGACGUCUACAGUCGGGAGGAAUUGGCAAUGAAGGUCAAUCUGCCUGAGGUUCGCGUUCAGGUGUGGUUCCAGAACCGGAGAGCAAAGUGGAGACGGCAAGAAAAGAUGGACACCAGCACCAUGAAGCUCCACGACUCUCCAAUGUUAUCCUUCAAUCGGCCCCCCAUGCCUCCCAACGUCGGCCCGGUGGCCAACCCGAUGCCACUCGACCCCUGGCUGAGCUCGCCUAUUUCCAGUGCCACGCCCAUGCACACCAUCCCAGGGUUCAUGGGGUCGCCUCAGGCCCUGCAGCCCACCUACUCCAGCCACAGCUUCCUCAACAGCCCACCUGGCAUGGUCCAAGGCAUGCAGCCCAUGGGCCCACCUCCAUAUCAGUGUCCACCAAGCUUCAACGAUAAGUACCCGAUAGAGGACGACAGGAGCUCCAGCAUCGCCGCGCUCAGGAUGAAGGCGAAAGAGCACAUUCAGUCGAUGGAUAAAACCUGGCAGCACAUGUGAUUGUGCUGCCUAAUGUGAACGGAUCUCUCUCUUGUGAAUGUUUACAGACUGCUUUUUGAUUCAUAAACCAUUGGCGGUGAAGUGUGGAACCAAAGAUAUAAAGAACUAACACUUUAAAAAUGAACUUCUCAAUGUCUUCUUCGAAUAUGACCAAUUCUUAGUAGACUGGUAAAACGUUGGUUUUGCUCAUCCCAAUGUUUAGGUGUAGAGUCCCAAAUUAGAUCCUUUUUUUUUUGUCCUGGUGUAAACGUGCAUGUCUUUAUUUUAGACUGUAUUUGCAUCCAGAUAUAUGAACAGAAAGGCAGUUUGAAGCCAUUUUGUCAGAGGUAGCUAACUUUUUUAAUGGAUUUUAUUGAGAGAUCUGAACAAAUUUAUAUAUGUUUGAUGUCUUCACUAGAGGUGUUCUGAUUUUAUUUUGGUGUUUGCUCAAAACACAUGUUUAUAGGUCUUGCUUCAGCUGCCUGUGAAGAUUUUGCAAGAGACCCUGAAAUGAAAAUGUCUUCUUGAGGACUAACGGCCAAUAAAUUCUGCUUUUAAGGUUUCACACACCUGUAAAGUUCUCACUGUUUUUGAAUGAAAAUAUGUUUUGUUUCUCUAGACUUUACAAAGUUAAAAACCUGUUGUUUUUUUACAAAUUAUAUUGCAAAAAAAUGUUUGUAGCUUGCAGAUUUCUUUUGUUUUGGCACUUGUUUGCAUGUUUCAGAUCAUCAAACUUAUUUUAAUAUCAAAGACAACCAGAGUAAAUACACAAUUUGUUUCCAGGUAGCAGUUUUAUUUUUAAUCUUAAAAAGUAUUUCCUUCAUGGAGAAAUCAAUAUUUGUGCCACGCUUGUCAGCAAAUUGCUAACAAGAACUGGUUUUGGAGGAAUUUCUAACUACUCUUCUUUACGAAAUUUGUUUCAUUGAAGAUAUAUUGAAACAUUUUCGAGUACCAUGCCACAACAUCUCCAUUAGAUUCAAAUGUGGAUUUCCUAAAUGCCGCUCCAAAACCUCCAUUUCGUUCUUUUUGAGGCAACUUGCUUUGGGUCAUUAUGCUUCAUCUUGACAACAAUAAAACAUGAUUCAUUUUCUGCUAUCAUUAGAUGGAGUCAGUUUGAGCAGGGAACAUGUUGGGGGGGAAAUGAGUUUUUGGAUUCAGUUCUUGCAGGGAUGAGGAGCCAGUAGAGCGAAUGAAGGAAGGGUAUUAUGUUCUCAUAUAUGUUCAGAGGUCUUAAUAUCUUGCAGUUUUUGGAGAUUUCUAGUAGAAAUCCAAAAGAGGAAUGGCUAGAAAGUUGAGGGAUCAUAGAGCAACAAGCUGGUCUAGGUCUCCUAGAGCUGCCGCCAUGUUUGACUCAGUGUGUGGUAUUAUCAUUCUGUUAUGCUUUUAGUUUCAUGUCAGGUGUAACCAGAUGAAAAAAGUUCCACUGCACAGAACAUUUUCCCACAUAUGUUGGGGAUCAUCUGGAUCACAUGGGGCAAACUUGAGGCCCUGGGGCCAAAUCUGGCCCGCCGGAGGUUUUUAUGAGGCUCUCUAGAAUCCAAAUUACAAUUAAAAUUCACACAAAGUCAGCAGAUCCCCACAUUUUUUUCUAAUUGUUUAACUGCAAUUCUUUCUCAGAAUUGGCCCGAAAACAUUUGGUUUAAGUGAGUGCUGCUUCAGGUUUACGUGAUAUCAAUAAUCUUAUAUCAGCGCAAAUAUUGUAAAACUUCCUUUAAAAAUAUUUGUAAAUUAGCACCACAAAAUCUAUGAUUUUGAUUGAAAAAAAAAAAAAACACAAAAA
Poeciliopsis prolifica (blackstripe livebearer) is the source of this 3143-nucleotide messenger RNA. It is a transcript of the gene rx2, whose product is annotated as retinal homeobox gene 2. Gene Ontology annotation, molecular function: DNA-binding transcription factor activity, RNA polymerase II-specific; RNA polymerase II cis-regulatory region sequence-specific DNA binding. The transcript is spliced from 4 exons. Bases 398 to 1384 code for a protein of 328 amino acids. The record is from RefSeq and is a predicted model, not a curated record. Gene Ontology annotation, biological process: positive regulation of transcription by RNA polymerase II. NCBI's taxonomy places the organism in Eukaryota, Metazoa, Chordata, Actinopteri, Cyprinodontiformes, Poeciliidae.